AUAGUUGUCAUUUAUUUAUAUAAUAAUAACUGAAGUGCGGUUUACUCCUCACUUAUUAAAUGCAAUAAAUAUUAUGAUAGCUUGAUUAUUAACCUCAAGUGUAUAAAGUCGAUCAAUAAUUUUAAGAUGCAGCUAUUAAAAACCAUACCGUGUCAUAUUAAUUUGACAAAAAGACUUAUCAAUCACUCAAACAAAUGCUUUCUAUCUUCAUCGCAAAAGUUAUUCAGUGAAAAAGAAUCCGACGAAGAUCCCAACCAUCCCCUGCGAAGAACGCUGAACCUUCUCACGAGGGAUUUUAAGUCUAUGAGAGACUUCUUUCGUACAAGUCCAAAUGCGACAGAAUCCAACGAUCAAAAAUCUAAUGAGAAAUUCUCAAAGGAUCCCGACGUACCAACAGAAGAAUUUCAAACGCACUGCGAUGUGUUAAUUAUUGGAGGUGGCGGUAUUGGUUCAUCAAUUUCGUAUUGGCUAAAGGAAAAGGCUAGAAAUGGUCUUAAUGUUGUGGUUGUUGAGAAGGAUCCUACUUAUAGAAAAUCUUUUGCCGUUCAAUCAUACCAUGGGCUUCACCAAAACUUUACGGUUCCUGAAAAUAUUCAAGUAUCAAUGUAUGGUGCUGAUUUUAUAAGAGAUAUUAAGAAGCACUUGGGCAAUGUCAAUGUAAAUUUUACACCCUAUGGUUCCUUAAGACUGGCAUGUGAAGAAAAUGUUGAUGAGCUCAAAAGCAUAUCCAGAUUACAAAAUGAGUUGGGAGUCCGAAAUGAACUUCUUACUCCAGAGAAAAUAAAAGCCAAAUUUCCUUGGAUUAAUACGGAAGGCAUUGUUCUCGGUAGUCAUGGUCUAGAAAAAGAGGGCUGGUUUGAUCCCCUAGCUUUAUUAUUUGGCUACAAAAAUAAAGCAUUGGAAUACGGAGCCCAUUUUGUUGAUGGAGAAAUCAUUGGUUUCGAAUUACAAAGUCAAUCUAACGUUCUAGUCGAUGGUGAAGAAGCGCAAGGUUAUCAAGCUCUAGAUAAAGCAGUAGUGAAAAUGCAUGAUGGCGAAAAACGUACAAUUAAAUUCGCCUUGUGCGUCAUUGCUGGCGGAUCAAGUUCCGGUAAAAUAGCCCGACUAGCUCGUAUAGGAAACGCUACAGGUCUUUUAAGCAUCCCACUGCCCGUGGAAGAAAGAAAACGCAAUAAAUAUGUAUUUAGUUCUAUGGGACAGGAAGUGCCUGCAUUCUCUACGCCUUUGGUGAUAGAUCCCAGUGGAUGUUAUUUUACCCGCGAAGGAUUAAGUGGCAAUUAUUUAUGUGGUACAAAUAAAAGCACAUUGAAUGAAGCGAAAAUUCAAAACUCAGAAUCUGGACAAGACAUUUUUGAAACUGAAAUUUUGCCAAAUCUUUCGCAACGUGUCAAGGCUUUUUCAGAUGCGAAAGUUAAAAAAAGCUGGACCGAAACAUACGAAUAUAAUAGCUUUGACGAAAAUGGAAUUAUUGGAACUCAUCCGUACUAUAAUAAUCUAUAUAUAGCGACUGGAUUUAAUCGUCAUGGUAUACAGCAAUCGCCGGCGGUAGGUCGUGGCAUAUCCGAGCUUAUAAUUGAUGGGAGGUAUAGAAGCAUUGAUUUGUCACGUUUAGGUUUUGACAGAUUUGUUGUUAAUCAGCCAUUGUAUGAAGUAAGCGCUAUUUAAUAAAAAGACAAAUCCCUAA
Eupeodes corollae is the source of this 1684-nucleotide messenger RNA. It is a transcript of the gene l(2)37Bb, whose product is annotated as FAD-dependent oxidoreductase domain-containing protein 1. Gene Ontology annotation, cellular component: cytoplasm. The transcript is spliced from 3 exons. Gene Ontology annotation, molecular function: oxidoreductase activity. The coding region runs from base 127 to 1665 and encodes 512 amino acids. Lineage: Eukaryota; Metazoa; Arthropoda; Insecta; Diptera; Syrphidae. The record is from RefSeq and is a predicted model, not a curated record.